AUGUCUAACAAGCUGCUUUUGGAAGGCCUAAGCCCAGCAGAAAAGCUGUUUGGUUUUCGCACGCCAAAGAUGUACUUAAGUGUAGAGGGCUGCUGUAUUUGCUGAGCUAAGUCGUCCAGUUUUCGAUUCAUUGGCAGUAAAUGCUAUGAAAAGGACUUCCAGAGCUAUUUUGGGUUGCAUGAGACUCGUUCAGGACAUAUCUGUAAUGCCUGUGUCCUGCUUGUGAAAAGAUGGAAGAAACUGCCAACAGGAUCAAAAAAAAAAAAAAACCAAAAAACCUGGAAUCAUGUGGUAGACGCAAGGACAGGACCCAGUCUGAAGACUACAUUGAAACCAAAGAAAGUGAAAACUCUAUCUGGCAACAGGAUAAAAAGCAACCAGAUCAAUAAACUGCACAAGGAAUUUAAAUGUCACAGUUCUGAUGUUCACAGCACCUCAAGUGCCUCCUCUGCUCAGUCUCCUUGUUAUAGUAACCAGUCAGAUGAUGGCUCAGACACAGAGAUGGCCGCUGGCUCUAACAGAAUGCCAGAUUUUUCCUUCUCAGAUCUCACACACUGGAAGAGCCAGAAAAUAUGUUGUGGGAUUAUCUUUAAAGGCCAUUUUGGGGAAGUCUUCAUUGACACACAUCUAUUGAACCCUUAUCUUUCCAUUCCCAACCAGAUAAAGUCCCUCCUGUUCGAGUACAGACCCUUCCCUUUUACAAAAACAAAAACAAAAAACAGCAAGCAAAGAGCCCCCACCCUGGUCACACUCGAGUGCCCAAGCUCUCCUGAGAUCACAGGAAAGAGGGUCCCAAAGCCGGUCCUCUACCCUCGCAGCACACCUCCUCCCGCCCUGGGGGUCCGAGCGCCCCACGGCUCCACUACCGGGCCGGUGCCCCCACCCCCUAAACCCGGGGGCCAAGAGCACGCAACGCUCUGGGGUCCGCAGGGCGCAUGCAGGGGCUGUCGGUUCAGCGUGCCCCCCGCCCCCCGACGCUCAGCCCCUGGGGCCGCACAGACCCCAGGCCGCCCGGAUCAGGGUCAGGAGCUCGGUCUCCCCGCGCCCCCCACCCAACCUCCCUCGCCCCGGCAAUGCAAACCCGCAGGGAAGCCGGCGGGAGAGUUACCCGCCGAGGCCCAGGCGCGAAGACUGCAGAGGCGUGCGGGACUCUGCGGCGGGAGGCCUGCGGCUCUCCGGCCGCCCGCCGCCGCUCGCUCCAGCCGGCCGCUGCCUCUCCCGCGGCGCCUGCAGCAUCGGGCCGCCGAAGCCCGCGGCCGGCGGAAACCGGAGGAAGGUGGCCCGGGUCAGGGGCAGCGCCGGCACGAUUCCUCGUCCGCGGACCAGGCGGGGGAGCUGGGGAAGGCGCGGCGCCGAGCGGAGUCCGAGGCGCCCGGCCGCGCGCUGCCCUCCGCGCUGGGGUCCGGAUCCCAGGCGACUGCGCCGAGCGCCUCCGGAGCCGCGGGGUCGCUCCUCCUGCUCGUCUGCUGGCGCCAGACGCGCGGUGACCACGGCCGCCCCCGAGUCCACGGAGGAAGGUGCACUGCAGAGCGAGGCUGUGGGGGCUCCGCGCCCCCCGGAGCAGGGAGGCAGGAAAGCAGCCGAGCCCCUACCUUUCGGGCUGGGCGGACACCAGCCGCGCGCCCUUGCCGGGCGUCAGGGACGGAAAAUCACCACGACGGGAGGGCCCGGGUAAAGCAGCGGGUGGCUUCAGGACAAGGUGUGAGACAUCUUUGUGUGAAGAGGUGAUGCCUGGAGAUGGGGCAUCCAUCUCGAAGUGGUAGAGAACACAUCUGAGGUCAAGGCUAACAUCUGAGGCAGGCGGAGCAAGAAGACAGAAAGGGCCUGGAUCCCUGAUGAGCUGGAUGAGCUACUAAAUUAUCUACCCUGGAGUCAUCAUAUAAAAGCACCCUGCCUAUGCAACUAGCAGCACAGAACCUUGACCACCCAGGCUCCCAGCAGAAAGUAACUACAGCCUCUUUAUUGGUGUUAUCACAAUACUGGCUUUGAGAAUGGAUUUUGAAUGAAGAUUUCUGACCUGCUUUUCAGUUGUAUCAUAUUCAUCUUUGGGUCUCCAGUUUCUUCAAGAAUCCUGGUGUGAAAGAAUAUUACGCUUGUUGAGGGAAUGAAUGAGCUGGUUCUAACACUCAUAAGAUCAACUUCACCUCUCCUAAUUACCGAUUUAAUUCCAUUUGACAUUACGUUUUAUAGAUUCUGAGCAAAGUGGGAUACUCCCCCUUUUCCUAACAUCAGAAAACCUUGGAGAAAAGCAUUGUUAUUUUCACAGUCAAGCAUUUUAUCCUAAACCUGAGCAUCUGAAUAAAAGACAUUGACACCUG
Felis catus (domestic cat) is the source of this 2318-nucleotide messenger RNA. RefSeq lists its product as uncharacterized. NCBI's taxonomy places the organism in Eukaryota, Metazoa, Chordata, Mammalia, Carnivora, Felidae. Gene Ontology annotation, biological process: negative regulation of cell migration. The record is from RefSeq and is a predicted model, not a curated record.